AUGGUACCACUAAAUGUUGAUUGCAGUGUCCCUUCAGUUUAUCGUACAUUUAUUAAGGAAGCUCCUUAUGUCAGCGAGCUCGAUGAGAAGAUGAGUGUAACAGAAAGCAAGGUAGUGUACGGUUUACAUAGGGUGGAGAUUCACAGAGGUAGUCGGAGGCUCGAGCUUCAGUAUCAACAUGAGUACAACAGCAUCAGUACUAGCAUUGGCUUGACAGAAAACCCCAUGGUCAAUUUAUCUGGAGUUGUAGGAACACCCCUUCUUGUUCUUGGUACUGAUCUUUCUUACGACACUGCAUCCGGUAACCUCACCAAAUGCAAUGCUGGAGUGAGGUUCGCAAAUGCUGACCUGAUUGCUGCUGUCAAUUUUGUCGAUGUGUGUGUUUUUUUCAAUGCUUCUUACUGCCACAUUGAGAGUCCCUUGACCUAUACAGAUGCUGGUGCCAAGCUUGCCCAUAGUUUCAGUACAAAUGAGAACACCUUGACCAUCGGUACCCAGAAAGCUUUGGACCAAUUGACUUCUGUCAAGGCUAGUAUCAACAACCAUGGUAAGUCAAGCGCUCUUAUCCAGCACGAGUGGAGGCCAAGGUCCAUCUUCACCGUCUUAAUUAACCAACUGACGGUGAAUUAG
Molecule: messenger RNA, 630 nt
Organism: Papaver somniferum (opium poppy)
Lineage: Eukaryota; Viridiplantae; Streptophyta; Magnoliopsida; Ranunculales; Papaveraceae
Product: mitochondrial outer membrane protein porin of 34 kDa-like
Exons: 4
Coding region: 1-630 (209 amino acids)
Biological process (GO): monoatomic anion transmembrane transport
Cellular component (GO): mitochondrial outer membrane
Molecular function (GO): voltage-gated monoatomic anion channel activity
Source: RefSeq, a predicted model, not a curated record